This is a messenger RNA of Episyrphus balteatus (marmalade hoverfly), 653 nucleotides long. RefSeq lists its product as uncharacterized. The record is from RefSeq and is a predicted model, not a curated record. Bases 155 to 511 code for a protein of 118 amino acids. NCBI's taxonomy places the organism in Eukaryota, Metazoa, Arthropoda, Insecta, Diptera, Syrphidae. The transcript has 2 exons.
ACAAUUUUUAGUUGAGGUCUAGCUAUUGAGCAGACCGGUCAUUCUUGUUUUUUUUUUUUGUUAACUAAUAUAGUUUUCCAAAUUUAUUUAAUUUAAGUAGAAAAAGAAAAAAAAAAACCAACGAACUCUAUUAUAAGGAUGUAGACACUUUAAAAUGAAAUCCAAGCCCAAAAAACUAUCUUCAUCAAGUGGGUUUGGAAGUAACAAGUCUUCAUUGAAUGCACCAAACCAUAAAAGUUUUUCGAAAUCAUUUUCGUCCACAAAAAAUACCAAUCGAAAGGAACCAACAAUUAAGGAAAAAGACAAGACUAAACCAAUAGUUGAGGACGAUGAUAAGGAUUUAAAUUCGGGCUUUGGAGAUUAUAUUCGGUCGCCAGAGGCUGCCGAAAUGAUGAAAUUGUUUGUUGUUGCCAAUUCAGUUGUCAUCAUUUUAACUAUGGCAUGGCCAGGAAUAAAGGAAAUCUAUAAAACAUUUGAAGAAUGGUGGUUCUACAAAAAUUUAAAUAUCUAAAUUAAAAUAAAAAAAACAACAUAAAAUCAACAUUACCACACAACAACAACGCAAUCAUGGUUGGACCAUUUAUGCAAGGUAUGCUCCUGUUGGGAGUUAUGUAUUGGUAUUCCAAAGGAAUGAUAAAUAUGAUCAAUGAAUA